This is a messenger RNA of Vitis riparia (riverbank grape), 878 nucleotides long. Its product is annotated as universal stress protein PHOS32. The transcript has 4 exons. The record is from RefSeq and is a predicted model, not a curated record. The coding region runs from base 166 to 660 and encodes 164 amino acids. NCBI's taxonomy places the organism in Eukaryota, Viridiplantae, Streptophyta, Magnoliopsida, Vitales, Vitaceae.
AUCAAACUCUCGUCGUUGCAUUGAAAAGAAAGCGCCAUUUUAAGUUGUAACCCUCAAGAAAAGGGCAGAUAAAGGCAAAACCCAUUUCGGUUUCUAGGAAUUCAGGGGUUGUUUGUUUCACUCGUUUGCAUUGCUGGUAUCGGAAAAUCGACAGAGGGAGAGAAAAUGCCGGGAGAUAGGAAGAUUGGGGUGGCCAUGGACUUCUCCAGUAGCAGCAAGCUCGCUCUUCAAUGGGCGAUAGAUAAUCUGGCUGACAAGGGAGACCUCCUUUACAUCAUCCACAUCAAAUCUAGCUCGGGUGAUGAGUCUCGUGACGUUCUCUGGACCACCCACGGUUCUCCUCUCAUUCCCCUGACGGAGUUUCGUCAACCAGAGAUCAUGAAAAAGUACGGUGUCAAAACAGAUAUCGAAGUUCUCGAUAUGCUCGACACUGCUUCCAGACAGAAAGAGGUGAAGAUUGUGACGAAACUGUACUGGGGAGACGCGAGAGAGAAGCUGUGCGAAGCGGUUGAAGAUCUGAAGCUGGACUCUCUGGUUAUGGGAAGCAGGGGUCUGAGUACCAUCCGAAGGAUAUUAUUGGGGAGUGUGACCAACUAUGUGAUGACGAACGCAACUUGUCCUGUUACCAUCGUCAAGGAUCCAAGCUCCCACAAGCAGUGAUUAUAAAAAUUUGGAUCCAAUUGCAACUUAUACCUAUAAUUUCCAGUAUUGUAGUGUUUACUGUUUUAAUGCGCUCUGAAUUUGUUCUCUGGAUGGUGUCUCAGAUUGACUGGAUGGCCAAAUGAUUGUUAUACCUUCAUUAUGUAAAAUAAUGGAUUUGCUUGCGGGCUUCUGUCCGGUUAAUUAUAUUAUAUCUGUGCUUGAAAUCACUACCACCA